AUGGAAGAAAAAUCGAAUUCGUUUUCCAGCAAAAAAGAAGUGGAAAAAGCAGAUGGGAAUAAUAUAUUUCAGAGUCAAGACUCGAUACAGAAGAAGAAUAUGGGGAGCCAGAGCAUGAAAUCAGGGGACCACCCGAACUCGGUGGGCUUCAAGGGUGACCAGGAGGAAGCCUUGGUCGGGUUCGACGAUCUAGACGGGUCCGGGAACCGACACGGCUUUAUGCAGAGGCAAUUUGGAGCGAUGAUGCAGCCUGGCGUCAAUAAGUUCUCCCUGCGAAUGUUCGGCAGUCAGAAAGCCGUUGAGAAAGAGCAAGAAAGGGUCAAAACUGCGGGAUACUGGAUCAUUCACCCCUAUAGCGAUUUUAGGUUCUACUGGGACUUGGUAAUGCUGGUCAUGAUGAUGGGGAACCUGAUCAUCAUUCCUGUAGGAAUAACCUUCUUCUCGGAGCAGACCACCACCACCUGGCUAAUAUUCAACGUAGCAUCAGACACAAUCUUCCUCGUGGAUCUGGUCAUGAACUUUCGCACUGGAAUCGUCAACGAGGAGAGCUCCGAGAUCAUCCUGGACCCCAAGGUCAUCAAGAUGAACUACCUGAAGAGCUGGUUUGUGGUUGACUUCCUCUCGUCCAUACCAGUGGAUUAUAUAUUUCUAAUAGUGGAAAAGGGGUUUGACUCAGAGGUGUACAAGACGGCGAGGGCGCUGAGGAUCGUUAGGUUUACUAAGAUUCUGUCACUUCUGAGGUUGCUGAGACUUUCCCGACUCAUCAGAUACAUACAUCAGUGGGAAGAGAUCUUCCAUAUGACCUACGACCUGGCCAGUGCUGUGGUAAGAAUAUUUAAUCUGAUAGGGAUGAUGCUACUGCUCUGCCACUGGGAUGGUUGCCUACAGUUCCUGGUUCCCCUCCUACAAGAUUUCCCCCAAGAUUGCUGGGUGUCGCUAAAUGGUAUGGUUAAUGACUCGUGGGGUAAGCAGUACUCGUACGCUCUCUUUAAGGCCAUGAGCCACAUGCUGUGUAUCGGGUACGGCGCCCGGGCGCCUGUCAGCAUGUCCGACCUGUGGAUCACCAUGCUCAGUAUGAUUGUGGGCGCCACCUGCUACGCCAUGUUCGUCGGCCACGCCACCGCUCUCAUCCAAUCACUGGACUCGUCCCGCAGGCAGUACCAAGAGAAGUACAAACAAGUGGAGCAGUACAUGUCAUUCCACAAGCUACCUGCAGACAUGCGGCAGAAGAUCCAUGAUUACUAUGAGCAUCGCUAUCAAGGCAAGAUCUUUGACGAGGACAAUAUCCUGAGUGAGCUCAACGACCCUCUCAAAGAGGAAAUUGUGAACUUCAACUGCCGGAAGCUUGUGGCUACCAUGCCACUGUUCGCCAACGCAGACCCCAACUUCGUGACGGGCAUGUUGAGCAAGCUGAAGUUCGAGGUGUUCCAACCCAACGAUUACAUCAUCAGAGAGGGUACCGUGGGCAAGAAGAUGUACUUCAUCCAACAUGGUGUGGCCAGUGUUAUCACCAAGCUCAACAAAGAGAUGAAGCUGACUGACGGCUCCUACUUUGGAGAAAUUUGUCUGCUGACGAAGGGGAGACGCACGGCCAGCGUUCGUGCCGACACUUACUGCCGUCUCUUCUCCCUCUCUGUGGAUCACUUCAACGAGGUGUUGGAGGAGUACCCCAUGAUGCGCCGUGCCUUCGAGACUGUAGCCAUCGACCGCCUGGACCGCAUCGGAAAGAAGAACAGCCUACUCCUCCAGAAGUUCCAGAAGGACCUGAACGCUGGGGUAUUCAACACACAGGAGAACGAGAUAUUGAGGCACAUAAUCCAUCAGGACAGGGAGAUGGUGAUGAUGGUGGACCGCAAGCAGUCGGUCACAGGGAUGUCGGUCACCGGGAUGAAUUCAACCCCGAUAUCUGGAAAUUCCAUGAUUAACUCUCCUGCUCAGCAGACCUACACCACUGCCCUGGGCACCAACCAGUUUCAGCAGUCAUCCGCCCAUUUAACAUGCAGUGCUUCGGGCGUCAUUGCUCCCUCUGCCGCAGCCACCGCCCGCAUCCUGCCAGCCUCGACGCAGGGUGUCUACCCUGUCCCCAGUGUCUCCCACAGCAGCCUGAACUCAUCCUCGCCUGUACCCCAGACCCCCCUCUCUCUCCAGCAGCAAGGAGCUAUCAUGUCCCCAGUAUCCUGCAACACGGCUGUGUGCAGUCCACCUGUGCAGACCCCUGGGCUGGCGGGACGCAGCUUCCAGUAUGGCUCGCCCACCACCUCCCAGCUCUCCCUUUUCCAGCAGCCGCUGCCUACUGCCCUACCACCCCAACAACCACUACCACAGCUGCCCCAGAAAACAGGAGGAGCUGCAGCCUCCUUGGCAACACAACAACCACAGCAGCAGCAGCAGCAGCAGCAGCCAACACAGCAGCAAGUCCCUUCACCUCAGAGGAGUGACAUUCUCCACAAGGGCAGCCAUACUCUCCAGUCUGGAAGCCUGAGUCAAGGUGUACGCCACCUAUCUGCCUCCCAACCCUCCCUGCCACAUGACACAUCCCUGGGGCCCAGAGCGCACCCUGGAGUGUCCGGGGACUUCCUGUCCUCCAUCGCCCUGCCGGUGGCUGCGGUCCAGGGGCCAGGUAUGCAGAGCGGUCUCCGCACCACAGCGCCCCAGAGGGUCAACCUGUUCUGCCAGAUGUCAUCGGGAGCAUUGCCCCCGGUGCGAGCGGCGUCCUCUACAGCCCAGCACAGGGAUUCCACAGGUUCUAGAAAAGAUUCUAGAAGGGAUUCUAACUUAAGCAGUACAGAGACUGACCAAGAUAAGAUGCGGUUCGCAUCAAAUUUAUGAUCCCAUUUGACUUUUUUAAACUUCUGUUUGAAUUCACUUUUAAUGGAGAUACAAGAAAUGAUAGACAAAUUUCUUCUGAAAAAAUAACCUCAUAGAAUUCCUGUACAGACUACCCUUGUAUUAUAUUUUAGACACAUUUUCUUCCUAAACUUAAGAAUGUAUAUUAAACAAAUAUAUAUCAAUAUUUGUAAAUCCAACUAGAAUAUUUGGCAAAGACUAUUUAAAAGCUCUAGUAUAUAAAACAUGAGUAUUCCUUUCCGAAAAAUAUAAAUAUACAAUGUAUGGAUAUUUUUUUUUGGGGGGGGGGGGGGGGUUGUUUGUUUGUUCUUUUCUGUUUUUGUAAACUGGAAUGCGUCGUGAUGAAUCCUGAGUAUUUAUAUUUUUGGUUUUGUACCUGCGAAAAGAGGAACAAAUAUCAUCUCAUACUACGCAGCUUUGUCACCACUGUGGAAUAACUGACGCAAGCGAACCUUGAAACUGUCAAAAA
Oncorhynchus mykiss (rainbow trout) is the source of this 3316-nucleotide messenger RNA. Its product is annotated as potassium/sodium hyperpolarization-activated cyclic nucleotide-gated channel 1-like. The record is from RefSeq and is a predicted model, not a curated record. Gene Ontology annotation, biological process: regulation of membrane depolarization; potassium ion transmembrane transport; sodium ion transmembrane transport. Gene Ontology annotation, molecular function: voltage-gated potassium channel activity. Lineage: Eukaryota; Metazoa; Chordata; Actinopteri; Salmoniformes; Salmonidae. Gene Ontology annotation, cellular component: HCN channel complex; membrane; dendrite.